Quercus robur (English oak) is the source of this 1622-nucleotide messenger RNA. RefSeq names its product trihelix transcription factor ASR3. NCBI's taxonomy places the organism in Eukaryota, Viridiplantae, Streptophyta, Magnoliopsida, Fagales, Fagaceae. The transcript has 5 exons. Bases 302 to 1369 code for a protein of 355 amino acids. The record is from RefSeq and is a predicted model, not a curated record.
AACUCUUUCACUCUGGAAAAAAUACUAUGAAGGUGUCAUCUGGGUCUCACCGUUCCCAAUUGAAGACACUGUCACAGUGAGCUCAGUUCCUAAGUUGAAGAUCACAAUUCACAGCUCAUAGCUCACAGCUCACGCCUAUGGCUUACCUGGCAAAUUACUGCACGAGGUUAUUAGUCUCAUUUCUCAUUAAGGAAACCCCAAUAAGAAAGGCAUAGACUUUGAUUGAAUGGGGGAAAAAAAUGAAAGUAACCCAUUAGGCUGAAAAGCUUGAAAACUAACUUAGACCCCGAAAAAAAAAGACAUGAAGUGUAAAAUGGAAAGUGAAGAGAGCAGCCAAUUGCGUGCUUCAGGAUCUAGACACACGCGUUCUCAGGCAGCUCCAGAGUGGACUGUAAAGGGUGCCCUCAUUCUUGCAAAUGAGUAUGCUGCUGUUGAAGCAGAUUGUUCAGAUGCUUUGUCUAGCUACCAGAAGUGGAAGAUAAUAGCUGAAAAUUGCACUGCUUUGGAUGUACCGCGAACUUUGAAUCAGUGCCGGAGGAAGUGGGACUCCUUGGCUGCUGAGUAUGGCAAGAUCAAGAAGUGGGAGUUCCGGUCCAGGAGUGGUUCAUAUUGGUCUCUGGAAAGUGAAAGGAGAAGAAAAUUUGGGCUUCCAGAGGAAUUUGACUAUGAGCUGUUCAAAGCAGUUGAUGAUUUCAUGAGUGCAAGGGAGAACCGGUCGGAUACUGAGCCAGAAAGUGACCCAGAAGCAAAGGCAGAGAUGGCUGAUGUAGUUGAAGAACUAGGACUAGGGGUGGUAGUUUAUCAAUCUGAAAGACCAAAUCACGACAGAACUGAUACAGGGUUCAAGAGGCAAAGACGGCGGUUCACAUCUCAGAAAAGUUGGCUGGAAGGAAAGCCACUGAAAUGCCACAUAAAGGAAGAGCCUUCAAGAAGGUCCACGGAAGAAAAGCCUCGGAAAAGACGCCUUGAAGAUCCUGUGAAUAGCUUAACAGAAGAAAAUCCUCAGAAAAGCUGCAUUAAGGGAAAGCAUAAAAAAGGCCAUGUAGAAGAACCUGUGGAGAACCCUCUAGAAGAAAAGCCUAAGAGAAGUCAUGGUAAAGGAGAGACUCGGAGAAGUCAUGUGGAAGAAGAGGAGACAAUCGGCACAGAAGCAAAAGAGCAAAUGAUGGUUAUGAAAUUGCAGGAGAAUGCAGAACUGAUCAAUGCCAUUGUUUCUGAAAAUGUCGACUUAGGGGCUGCCAAUGUGAGUAAUGUGGAGGACUACCGAACUGAUUUUGUAAGACGUCAAGGGGACAAGCUUAUUGCAUGCCUCAGAGACAUUGUAAACACCCUUGAUCAGCUCCACGGUCACGUUCAAGAAUGUGAAUAAUUGUUAGCUUUCCUUGAUUUCCUUUUGAUUAGUGAACUUGACCUUUUAAUUAAGAAAAUGAUGUGAAGAACAAAAUCAGCGUGAAUUUUCCCCCUUCUAGCAUGCUAAUCUAUGUAAUGUAGUUCAAAAGUGGUAGUUAAUCUGCAGAAAGUUUAUAAUGUUACUGGGUGUUUAUAUCCCCAAAUGUUAAAAAAAAGUUCCAUGAGUGUUUCUAGGCUCUAGCACUUACACAAAUUCAUUUUUUUAAGGUUCA